Morchella sextelata is the source of this 1788-nucleotide messenger RNA. RefSeq lists its product as uncharacterized. Gene Ontology annotation, molecular function: DNA-directed DNA polymerase activity; DNA binding. Gene Ontology annotation, biological process: double-strand break repair via nonhomologous end joining. Lineage: Eukaryota; Fungi; Ascomycota; Pezizomycetes; Pezizales; Morchellaceae. Gene Ontology annotation, cellular component: nucleus. The record is from RefSeq and is a predicted model, not a curated record. The transcript is spliced from 3 exons. The coding region runs from base 1 to 1788 and encodes 595 amino acids.
AUGCCGACCCCAGACCUAUCCCACCUCUCCCCCACCUUCCUCCUCCCCACGCGCCUCACCCCCGCCGCUCACGCCGCCCUCCUUUCGCAGCUCGCAGCACACAAUGUCCCGCUCACGCCCACGCCCUCCACGGCUUCGCUCUUCCUGGCUGAUAUCAACACGCCCACGCGGUGCCGCUUUGAGCUGCGUACACGAGGCAUCAUGACGGACCCGGAACCGCUGCUGACGGCCCCGUUGAGGGUCGUCAAGUUGGCGUGGUUCACGGAGAGUGUCAAGGCGGGAAGGGUACUCCCCAUUGAGCCGUGGACAGUGUAUACGGCGACGGUGUGUGCGGUGGUGGUGACGCCGGGGCCGUCGCCGGAGAGGGUGAGGGUGAAGGAGACGGCGAGGGAGAGGGAGAAGCAGAGGGAGAGGGAGAGGGUACAUGCGGAGGAGGAGCACAGGAGGGGCGUGAUGGAGAGGGCGCAGAUGGAUAGAGUGAAAAAUGCAGAGGAGAACUCGAGAUGGCGGAGUGAGAAGAAUGAGUAUAAGCGCAGUGUCUAUGGAACCAGGGUGACGGACGAGAUCAUAAAACUGUCCAAGAGUGCGGGACGAAAUGCGAGGCCGAGUACGCCCGAGUAUGAGGAGGAGCGCAUAACGGCGAGAGGCAUCAAUGAGAUGCCGGAGUGGGUGAGAAGGAAUGUCAAGCUCUCAUGCUGCCGCUCAACGCCCGCGGACUCGCCGAACGCAGACUUUAUAUCACACCUCCACACAAUCCGCGACCACCGCAUCCUCACCUCCGACGAGGUCGGCAUCCGCGCCUACUCCACCGCCAUCGCCACCAUCCAGGCCUACCCCUACCCCCUCACCUCCAGCAGUGAAGUCAUGCUCCUCCCCGGCUGCCAUAUAAAGAUAUCAGCCCUUUUCCACUCAUGGCUGUGCUCACACACAGACCCGAAGCUUCGAACUAUCCCUGAUGUUGAGAAGCUGAAGCUGAAUGAGAAUCUAGUGGGGUUGGCGAUGUUGCAUAAGAUAUGGGGUGUGGGGCCGGAGACGGCGAGGGAGUGGUGGUUUGUGAAGGGGUGGAGGUCGGUGGAUGAUGUAGUGGAGUAUGGGUGGAAGGGCCUCACCAGGGUGCAGCAGAUUGGGGUGAAGUAUUAUGAUGACUUCCAGAAACCGAUGCCGCGGUGGGAGGCGGAGAGGAUAAGAGAUAUAAUAACCCACCACGCCACCCUCCUCCUCCCAGGCACAACAACAAUCCUCGCCGGCUCCUACCGCCGCGGCAGCCCCACCCUCGCCGACGCCGACCUCCUCAUCUCCCACCCAGACCCCACCCAGCUCGCCACCUCCUUCCUCGAGCAGCUCGUCGCCUCCCUCGAGAAGGAGGGCUGCAUAAACUACACACUCCGCCUCGACCGCGCCCCUGCUCCGGGCCGGACAAUCCAGACCGCAAUGCUGGUCUGGCAGGAGCAGCAGUACGAUGAUGUAAGACGGAAGACUUUGCGUCUCCCAGGCAGGAAUACAAAUACGAGACGGAGGGUGGAUCUGGUGGUGACGAGGCCGGAGACGGCGGGGAUGGCGCUGAUGAAGUGGACGGGGGGGCGGACGUGGGUGAGGGAUCUGAAGGCGUGGUGUGGGGAGCGGAAGUGGAGGGUUGGGGCGGAGGGCGUGUGGGAGAGGGAUGGGGAGCGGGUGGGCGGGGUGGAUGGGGCGUUGAGGAGGGGGGAGGGGUGGGAGGAGGCGGAGAGGAGGGUGUUUAGGGGGAUGGGGUUGGAGUGGAGGGCGCCUGGGGAGAGGUGUACGGGGUAG